AGGACGACACGAGGGUCUGCGCAAGGCAGUACAAACCAUAACCGUACUUCUUAAAUAAAUUAUAAACUACUGUUAAUUAAAUCUUGAUUUCGUUUAAUUAUGAAAGACAGAAAUAAAGUACGAACUACAAUAAUGAGAUACUAAGUUACAAAAUAUUAGAAGAUACAGUUACGAGAAUAUAGAUGACCAAGACAUAUGUUGACGAAUUGGAUCUCAUAAUAAAAUUAAUUUACAAAGUUAAAAGAUGUUAGCUCCGUGUAAUGACAUAGUUGGAGAUAUAGAGGAUCUGAUAUCCUCGCAAGAUAUAACACCGAAGGAACGGUAUAGCACUAGGAAAAAUGUGACUGUUCGCUCCAAGAGGAAACAAGCAAUCGAGGAAGCUCAGGAUCCUCCAGUUUUUGAUAGCAUCGUUCCAGGAACGCAGACGAUUUACGUGAAAACGUGGGGAUGUACUCAUAACAGUUCUGAUAGUGAAUACAUGGCUGGUCAACUUGCCGCCUAUGGUUACAAGUUGACAGAGAACAAAGACGAAGCUGAUUUAUGGCUACUGAACUCGUGCACUGUAAAAAGUCCAGCUGAAGAUCAUUUUAGAAAUGAGAUCGAAGAUGGGAGGAAGCAUGGAAAACAUGUAGUGGUGGCUGGGUGUGUACCUCAAGGUGCUCCAAAGUCAUCGUUUCUCCAAGGAUUGAGCAUGAUUGGUGUACAGCAGAUAGAUAGAGUAGUAGAAGUAGUCGAAGAAACUUUAAAAGGACAUACGGUUAGAUUUCUCCAACAAAAGAAAGAAUCAGGGAAGAAAAAAGGAGGCGCAUCUUUAUCAUUACCAAAAGUCAGGAGAAACCCGCUCAUAGAAAUCAUAGCUAUAAAUACUGGGUGCUUGAACCAAUGCACGUAUUGCAAAACUAAACACGCUAGAGGAGAUUUGGGAAGCUACUCACCAGAAGAAAUAAUUGAAAGAGCUGUACAAGCGUUUAACGAAGGUGUAUGCGAGUUAUGGUUAACUUCGGAGGAUACAGGGACUUAUGGUAGAGAUAUUGGCUCGAGUUUACCCGAAUUGUUAUGGAAACUGAUCGAAGUAGUGCCCGAAGGAUGCAUGAUCAGAGUCGGAAUGACCAAUCCACCGUAUAUCUUGGAACACUUAGAAGAGAUGAGUAAAAUAUUGAAUCAUCCUAAGGUGUAUAGUUUUCUGCACGUCCCGGUUCAAUCUGGAAGUGACCAAGUUCUUGCUGAUAUGAAAAGAGAAUACACUCGGGCGGAUUUCGAGAAAGUGGUCAAUUUCCUAAAAGAGAGAGUUCCCGGAUUAACUAUAGCCACAGAUAUCAUUUGCGGAUUUCCUACAGAGACUGAGCAAGAUUUUAAGGAGACUAUGAGUCUGUGCGAGAAGCACAAGUUCCCUAGUUUAUUUAUAAAUCAAUUUUUCCCAAGACCAGGCACUCCAGCAGCUCGGAUGCCUAAAGUACCGACCCAAGAUGUCAAGAAAAGAACGAAAAAGUUAUCCGAGUUCUUUCAAUCCUAUUUUCCCUAUGAGAAUAGAGUGGGAAUAAUUCAAGACGUCUUGGUCACGGAAGUAUCUCACGACAAGAAUCACUACGUAGGACAUAAUAAGGCCUAUGAACAAGUUCUGGUGCCAUUAAAAAAAGAAUAUUUAGGUAAAAUGAUCAAAGUAAAGAUCACGGAAACGGGAAAAUAUUCUAUGAAGGGACAACCGAUUAAUGAAGGGACAUCUCCAGCACUGAAACCUAGUUUACCUAAAGGUUCUGUAUCAGGAUUGAGUGUAAAGUUAAAACCAUCCAAGUACAGGAUGGCUGCUAUCUUGACAAUCUUUCUAGCUAUUGUACUUAGGCUACUAUGGAAGUUUUUGACGACCUAACAUUUCGUGUAAAUAAAUAAAGGAUUUUACUAUUUUAUAUGAA
Ceratina calcarata is the source of this 1910-nucleotide messenger RNA. RefSeq names its product threonylcarbamoyladenosine tRNA methylthiotransferase. NCBI's taxonomy places the organism in Eukaryota, Metazoa, Arthropoda, Insecta, Hymenoptera, Apidae. Gene Ontology annotation, molecular function: 4 iron, 4 sulfur cluster binding; tRNA (N(6)-L-threonylcarbamoyladenosine(37)-C(2))-methylthiotransferase activity. The record is from RefSeq and is a predicted model, not a curated record. Gene Ontology annotation, biological process: tRNA methylthiolation. Bases 245 to 1867 code for a protein of 540 amino acids. The transcript has 2 exons. Gene Ontology annotation, cellular component: endoplasmic reticulum.